Molecule: messenger RNA, 5424 nt
Organism: Ogataea philodendri
Lineage: Eukaryota; Fungi; Ascomycota; Pichiomycetes; Pichiales; Pichiaceae
Exons: 2
Coding region: 1-5424 (1807 amino acids)
Biological process (GO): (1->3)-beta-D-glucan biosynthetic process; fungal-type cell wall polysaccharide biosynthetic process
Cellular component (GO): 1,3-beta-D-glucan synthase complex; plasma membrane
Molecular function (GO): 1,3-beta-D-glucan synthase activity
Source: RefSeq, a predicted model, not a curated record
AUGCCUGAGCUCUUACGGCAAGAAUAUGAAGGUCAAAACCAACAGCAGGAUCUGAGUGCCCAUUAUCCCCAAAAUGUUUUGGGAGCUCAGCAACAGCUUCCUCCGGGAAGCCCUUACGCUGAUAUGAAUUGGCAAUACAUGCAACAGCAGCAACAGCAACAGCAACAGUAUCAGCCAAACUGGUCGUACUAUCAGAAUCAGUAUGGCGCUCAAGAGCCUAUUGUUGAAGAACAAAAAGCUUUGCCUCCAAUAAGUGACGAUCCUUAUUAUUCUUGGACCAGUGAUGAAGAAGCCCCUAUUAACAAAGGGGAGAUUUUUCAAAUCUUUGUUGAGCUAGAGCAGCUGUUUGGUUUCCAGCAUGAUUCAGUCCUCAACAUGUUUGAUCAUUUAAUGGUGCAGUUAGACUCCAAAGCUAGUCGUAUGCCGGCACCCCACGCUUUGCUUUUGCUUCAUGCCGAUUACAUCGGGGGAGAAAACGCCAAUUACAGAAAAUGGUAUCUUAGUGCGAUGCUUGAUGAUGAUCCUCAAUUGUGCGACGAUGUUGAUCUCAAAGUGUUGAAGAAGAAUAAGAAGAACAAGAAGAAAGAGAAAGAAAAGGAUACAUUGAAAGACUAUUCGGAGCCAACAUUUCAUCCUAGUAAGAAAACUGACAUUAUUGAAUAUAGAUGGAAAAAACGGUUAUAUGACUGCUCUCCAACUGAUAUGGUUCGCCAUAUUGCUCUUUACUUGCUGGUCUGGGGAGAGGCAAAUAACAUGAGAUUUUGUCCAGAGUGCAUCUGCUUCAUUUACAAAUGUUGUUUUGACUACUAUUUGCAUUACAGUGAAAACCCCUCUGAGCACGAAGCCGUUACUGAAGGUGAUUUUCUCUCAAGAGUCAUAACUCCUCUUUACAACUACCUAAGAGAUCAGCAAUACAAACUGGUUGACGGGGUGUGGAUAACCCGGGAGAAAGAUCAUCAUCAGAUCAUUGGAUAUGAUGACAUGAACCAACUAUUCUGGUACUAUAAAAGUCUUCAGCGCAUAGUUUUGGAAGACGGGCGCAAACUCAUGAAUGUUCCAAAACACGAGAGGUACAAGCUGUUGGGUAAAGUCAGAUGGAAAAAAGCGUUCUAUAAGACCUACAAAGAAAGGAGAACUUGGUGGCAUUUGGCUACCAACUUCAGCAGAAUUUGGAUCAUCCAUGUUUCUGUCUUUUGGUAUUAUUCAAGCUUUAAUUCCCCAACUCUCUACACACACAACUAUGUUCAGCUGUUGAAUAAUCAGCCCACUCCACAAGCAAGAUUUUCCAUCAUGGCUCUCGCGGGAACUAUUUCGUGUUUGAUCCAAAUAAUUGCUACCAUUUCUGAGUGGGCUUUCGUUCCUCGGAUUUGGCCAGGGGCCAAACAUUUAUUCAGAAGAUUGGUAUUGCUUAUCCUUAUCACCAUCAUCAAUUUCGGUCCAUCUGUUUUUAUCUUGGGAAUGAUCCCUCUCAAUACUGUUUCUAGACUGGGAUACAUCCUCUCAAUUGUGCAGCUUGUUAUUUCUAUCCUCACGACCCUGUGGUUUUCCGUCCAGCCUCUUGGUACCUUAUUUGAAUUUGCUCCAGGAAAAAAGGCAAAAGGCUAUGAUGCCUCCAAAGUCUUCACAUCGUCGUUCCCUAAACUGACUUCUAGAGGAAAAGUUUUGUCUAUUAUGCUUUGGAUCUUGGUUUUCAGCGCCAAGUUUGUUGAGUCUUACUUCUUCUUGACUUUGUCUUUGAGAGAUCCAAUACGGAAUUUGUCCAUUUUGGAUUUCAGUCGAUGUCAUGGAGAGGCUUACUUUGGUGCUGUACUUUGUCGUCAUCAAGCAAAAUUUGUAUUGAUACUGAUGAUCUUGACAGAUCUAGUGCUCUUUUUCUUGGAUACCUACCUAUGGUAUAUCAUUUGGAAUUGUGCCUUCUCCCUCUCAUUGUCCUUCUUCAGUGGAAUCUCAAUCUUGUCCCCUUGGAGAAAUGUCUUCAGCAGGCUUCCGCAACGGAUUUACUCGAAACUAUUAUCUACCGCAGAUAUGGAAGUCAAAUUCAAACCAAGUAUGUUGGCUUCCCAAGUCUGGAAUGCAAUUGUCAUUUCUCUUUACCGUGAACAUUUGUUAUCCGUGGAUCAUGUUCAUCGUCUCAUUUAUGAUCAAAUUCCAGAUGAAGCUGAUGGGAAGAUAGCAUUGAGAACUCCCUCUUUUUUCUUGUUCCAAGACGACAGUACGACAACUUUGCAGGAUUUCUUUGUCCCUAACUCAGAGGCCGAAAGAAGAAUUUCAUUCUUUGCACAAUCUUUGUCUACUCCAAUUCCUGAGCCUAUUCCUGUUGAAGCGAUGCCUACAUUCACAGUGUUGAUUCCACAUUAUUCUGAGAAGAUAUUAUUGGGCCUCAAAGAAAUUAUUAAAGAGGAUCCAAGUUCCAAAAUAUCCCUUCUUGAAUAUUUGAAGCACAUGUUACCACAUGAAUGGGAUUAUUUUGUUAGGGAUACUAAAAUCAUCUCUUUCAGCGAAGAGGAACAAACCCCGGGAACUACUGUGAAAUCGGAAAAGGAUUUCAUUGAGAACAAAAUCAGCGAUUUACCGCUCUAUUGUAUUGGAUACAAAUCUUCUGCCCCCGAAUAUGUUCUUAGAACCAGAAUUUGGGCAAGUUUGAGAUCGCAGACCUUAUAUCGUACAAUCUCUGGUUUCAUGAACUACAGAAAGGCGAUCAAGUUACUUCACAAGGUCGAAAAUCCAGAGAUGAUUGAGAUGUUUGGUGGAUCAUCAAAUGCGGAGGACUAUUUAAACAGGAUCGCUGAUCGGAAAUUCAGACUUCUAGUUUCCAUGCAAAGAUAUCAGAAAUUCAGUGAGCAAGAAAAGAAGGAUGUGAGAGUACUGUUAAAUGCGUAUCCCGAAAUCUAUGUUGCAAGUCUUGAGCAAGAAAUUCCAGAAGGUGGUAUUGAGACUGACGUCAAAUACUAUUCAGUUCUUUAUCAGACAGACAGCAAUAGUGAAGAUGGUGAACUCCAACAAAAAUACAAGAUUCAACUUUCGGGAAACCCUAUUCUUGGUGACGGAAAGUCAGAUAACCAGAAUCACAGUCUCGUGUUUUAUCGUGGAGAGUAUAUUCAAGUCAUUGAUGCAAACCAGGACAACUAUUUGGAAGAAUGUCUUAAAAUCAGAUCUGUUUUAUCUGAAUUUGAGGAAUUGGAUUAUGAUACUACCAAUCCGUACAUUCCGUCAGUUCCAUACUCAGGAGAGACGCCUGUUGCUAUCAUUGGCGCAAGGGAAUAUAUUUUCUCCGAAAAUACAGGUGUUUUGGGUGAUGUUGCUGCGGCCAAAGAGCAGACUUUUGGUACCUUGUUUGCUCGUACUCUGGCUGCUAUCGGCGGAAAACUUCACUACGGUCAUCCAGACUUCCUGAAUGCGAUCUUCAUGACUACUCGUGGAGGUAUCUCGAAAGCUCAAAAGAGACUUCAUUUGAAUGAGGAUAUCUAUGCAGGAAUGAAUGCGGUGAUUCGAGGAGGAAGGGUCAAACACUGUGACUAUUAUCAAUGUGGAAAAGGAAGAGAUCUUGGAUUCGGUACCAUUUUGAAUUUCACGUCAAAGAUUGGUGGAGGUAUGGGUGAACAGAUGCUUUCUAGAGAAUACUACUACUUGGGUACACUACUUCCAUUGGACAGAUUCUUAUCAUUCUACUACGCUCAUCCAGGAUUCCACAUUAACAAUUUGUUCAUCAUGCUGUCACUUCAACUAUUUCUGCUAGUGAUGGUCAAUCUUGGUUCCAUGAACCACGAGUCUAUUCCAUGUAUCUACGACAAGGAUGUUCCGAUCACAGAUCUCCAGAUCCCAGUGGGAUGUCAAAAUUUGCAACCAGUUCUUGAUUGGGUCACAAGAUAUGUGCUCUCAAUUUUCAUUUGCUUCUUUAUCUCCUUUGUCCCGUUGGUGUUCCAUGAAUUGUCUGAAAGAGGCGCAUGGAAAGCGUUCAGUCGUUUGUUUUUCCAUUUCCUUUCUCUGUCUCCAUUAUUUGAGGUGUUUGUUUGUCAAGUUUAUUCCAACUCUUUGAAAAAUGACAUUGUUUUCGGUGGAGCAAGAUACAUUUCAACUGGAAGAGGAUUUGCGAUUGUGAGGAUUCCUUUCACAAGACUUUAUUCAACAUAUGCCAUCAGCUCUAUUUAUUCCGGCUCAAGACUAUUCCUAAUUUUGCUUUUUGGAACUGUCACCAUGUGGCAGCCAGCAAUCCUUUGGUUCUGGAUCACGUUGGUGUCCUUGUGUCUUUCUCCAUUUAUUUUCAAUCCGCAUCAGUUCGCGUGGACAGACUUCUUCUUGGACUACAGAGACUUCAUCAGGUGGCUCAGUAGAGGAAACUCGAAGUGGCACAAAAACUCAUGGAUUGGGUUCACUAGAUUCUCUAGAUCCAAGUUCACUGGAUUCAAGAGAAAGAUUAUGGGUACUAAUCUGGAACAGGCCAAGUACGUUCCAGUCAAUAUUCAUCGUGCUCCAUUUGGAAACACAUUCUUUGCUGAGGUGAUCGUUCCACUAUUCCAGACGGUGUGUAUCUUCAUGGCUUAUACUUUCAUCAAUGCUCAGACUGGUGUCAAAGAUCCUCGGCCAGUGAAUUCAAUUUUGAGGCUUGCGAUCAUUGUCUUCGCUCCCCUCGUGCUCAACGUUGUGAUUCUGAUUGCCAUUUUCCCGCUGUCCUGCUUUGCUGGUCCUGUUUUAAGUCUAUGUUGCAAAAAAGCACCGAACGUUUUAGCUGCCAUGGCUCACGGAUCAGCUGUUAUUAUGCAUGUGAUAGUGAUGGAGGUCGUUUGGUUCCUCGAAGGGUGGAACUUUUGUCGGUUCCUUUGUGCAUUUACUUGCUCCUUGUAUGUUCAAAGAGUGAUAUUUCAAGCGGUGAAAUUGAUGCUCCUUACCCGUGAGAUCAAGGAAGAUUACACCAAUCGGGCAUGGUGGUCAGGUAAAUGGAUUGGAAGCGAUCUAGGUUGGUAUGCAGUCACGCAACCGAUGAGAGAAUUGAUUGUUAAGACGGUGGAGAUGUCAUUAUUUGCAGCCGAUUUCGCCAUUGGACAUCUGAUUUUAAUCGUGUUCACGCCUAUCCUGUUUGUUCCAUACAUUGACCACUGGCACUCGUGCAUGCUGAUGUGGUUGAGUCCAUCCAGAUAUCUAAGAGGACCAAUCUACACUACGUCUCAAAGGAAAAUUCGCUCUAGAGAGGCUACCAAAUACGCCUUUCUGUUUUUCCUGAUUAUCCUAUUAUUUGCUGCUAUUGUCUUGAUACCUGUGCUGGUUGACUUAACUCUGGCAGACUCUAUUGCGGAGUAUGUGCCAGAGGACUUUUACGGAUUGAUACAACCUAACCGCCAGGAGAACAACGACACUGGUGAGAGGGCACCUCCAUAUAUUCUGAGAGACAAACCACCUAUAGAAACGUUCAGCACCUAUUGGAUUUGA